Pleuronectes platessa (European plaice) is the source of this 1528-nucleotide messenger RNA. It is a transcript of the gene actn3b, whose product is annotated as actinin alpha 3b. Gene Ontology annotation, molecular function: calcium ion binding; actin filament binding. The coding region runs from base 1 to 1395 and encodes 464 amino acids. Gene Ontology annotation, cellular component: plasma membrane; cell projection; cortical actin cytoskeleton. The record is from RefSeq and is a predicted model, not a curated record. Gene Ontology annotation, biological process: muscle cell development; actin cytoskeleton organization. The transcript is spliced from 11 exons. NCBI's taxonomy places the organism in Eukaryota, Metazoa, Chordata, Actinopteri, Pleuronectiformes, Pleuronectidae.
AUGAAAGAGCAGAAACAUCUUGAUCUCAACGUCUCCUCCAUCCCUGCUCAUGAGCUCUGUGAUGAUCUACACAGUGACCUCUGUGUCUCAGAUGAAGAUGUGUUUGUGUCCCUCAGUGAGCUGGACUACCACGAUGCUGCCACGGUCAACAGCCGCUGCCAGGGCAUCUGUGACCAGUGGGACAACCUGGGGACCCUGACCCAGAAGAGGAGGGACGCCCUGGAGCGUGUGGAGAAGCUGUGGGAGACCAUUGACCAGCUGUAUCUGGAGUUUGCCAAGAGGGCGGCGCCAUUUAACAACUGGAUGGACGGAGCCAUGGAGGACCUGCAGGACAUGUUCAUCGUCCACAGCAUCGAGGAGAUCCAGAGUCUGAUCACCGCUCACGACCAGUUCAAGGCCACCCUGCCCGAGGCCGACAAGGAGCGCAUGGCCACCAUGGGCAUCCACAACGAGAUCCUGAAGAUCGCCCAGACCUACGGCAUCAAGCUGUCCGGAAUCAACCCGUACACCAACCUCACCCCCCCGGACAUCAGCACUAAGUGGGACACCGUGAAGCACCUGGUGCCCCUCAGAGACCAAAUGCUCCAGGAGGAGGUGACCAGGCAGCAGGCCAACGAGAGGCUGAGGCGCCAGUUCGCUGCCCAGGCCAACAUCAUCGGGCCCUGGAUUCAAACCAACAUGGAGGAGAUCAGCCACGUGUCCGUGGACAUCGCCGGCUCCCUGGAGGAACAGAUGAACAGCCUGAAACAGUACGAGCAGAACAUCAUCAACUACAAGUCCAACAUCGACAAGCUGGAGGGCGACCACCAGCUGAGCCAGGAGUCCCUCAUCUUCGACAACAAGCACACCAACUACACCAUGGAGCACAUCCGCGUGGGCUGGGAGCAGCUGCUCACCACCAUCGCCAGAACCAUCAACGAGGUGGAGAACCAGAUCCUGACCCGCGACGCCAAGGGCAUCAGCCAGGAGCAGCUCAACGAGUUCAGAGCCUCCUUCAACCACUUCGACCGGAAGAGAAACGGGAUGAUGGACCCAGACGACUUCCGGGCCUGCCUCAUCUCCAUGGGCUACGAUCUGGGUGAGGUGGAGUUUGCUCGCAUCAUGACCCUGGUGGACCCCAACAACACGGGCGUGGUGACCUUCCAGGCCUUCAUCGACUUCAUGACCCGCGAGACCGCCGAGACCGACACCGCGGAGCAGGUCAUGGCCUCCUUCAAGAUCCUGGCCUCAGACAAGAACUACAUCACGGUGGAGGAGCUGCGCAGGGAGCUGCCGCUGGAGCAGGCCGAGUACUGCAUCAGCCGCAUGACCCGGUACAUGGCAGUGGACUGCCCGACCGGCGCCCUGGACUACAUCUCCUUCUCCAGUGCCCUCUACGGAGAGAGCGACUUAUAAGAACGCCUUCUCUUCACCUCCUCUCAUCCCUUCUUCCCAGCUUCCCCCUAUUCCUCCUGUUCGGAGAGAGCGAUUUGAAACCCUUCCACUGUCUUCAUCUGUUCUUAUCAUCUUUUCCUCUUUAAAUCUUAAC